Messenger RNA from Arthroderma uncinatum, 2955 nucleotides. RefSeq lists its product as uncharacterized. The transcript has a single exon. The record is from RefSeq and is a predicted model, not a curated record. The coding region runs from base 1 to 2955 and encodes 984 amino acids. NCBI's taxonomy places the organism in Eukaryota, Fungi, Ascomycota, Eurotiomycetes, Onygenales, Arthrodermataceae.
AUGGCCUGCCAGGACGACGUCGACACAGGCGGCCCCGUCCAGCAGCAGCAGACCGCUUCGACGCCCAUACCCAGAGACACCAGGUCCCAAGAUAUAGAGAUGGCCUCCGAAGACUCGGCCGUCAGGCUCGCCCUUCCUCCUCGCCUCGCAGCGCGGUUCAACCGGGUCUCCGCGACCUACAGGCGCGCUUCCGUGCCCUCCAUGUCCCGCCGCAACUCGUCGUCCUCGAUACACUCCAAUCUAUCGGUCCACGGCGGUUCGCAUGGCGACCACAUGGCGCCGCAUAUCCGUCGCAACAUGAUCCUCGAGUCCCGAAAGGCCCGUCUGGCAGACAGAGCUGCGCAUGUGGAAAAGGUCAGGCUCCGUGCAGCCAUCGCAAAGAACGGGGCGAAGAGCGCUGCGGCAAAGGAAGAGAGAGCCCAGGCUGCUCAGCGCACACGGGAGAAGCUUCUAGCAGACAUUACCGCAAGAUGCGAGGAAGAGGUGCGCCGGGCAAAGAAGAAGGCGGAAGAUACGGAGGAGAGGAAGGCGGCACAGCGCGCAAGGCUCCGCUUGGAGAUGGUCGAAAAGUUCGCGGAGGCUGAAAGACGCAGGCAGCUCUACCACGAGACACCCCGUCGUCGCCGGACUUCCAGCGUCCCGGCUGUCCCGGCUGCCCCAGCGGCCGAAGGGGUGAAGAUUAACAAGCCAGAAGUGACACGGCUUACCCCGGCUGCUGCUGCCCGCGUCAUCCAGAAGGCAUGGAAACAUUACCGCUCACGGGUACUGGUUUCCAGAUAUCUGGCUCUAAACCUUUCCCUCGAGAGGAUCGGACUGCUGGGAUUCGAGCGGACCGCGGCCUUGGUGGCCAACGAGGUCACCCUCGAUGUGACUGCCACCAUGCUUCGGCUUUGUGGUUUGCAAGAUACCCAAGGAGGCGCCCUUGGUGAACGGGGCGCUGUUCGCAUCUUCCUGAGCAGCUACGUUAUUGCUGCUUAUCCAGAACAUGUCCUGAGCAGCGAUGGCGAACAGGAACAGGACUUAAUCUCCAAGGCUAGAGAACUACUCGUUAUCUUCCAGAACUUGCUUGACAAGAUUGCUGUACUCGGACUUGCCGAUGUUUCUCUAUCUCCUAACAUGCUAUCCUUGUCCGAGGCCUACAACAUGUUUGUCUCCGCCUUCCACGCUUGGAAAUCUCGCGAUUCAACUGUGCUUAUUGAAAUCAUGGUUGCCCAAUUCACUGAGUUGGAACUGAUCUGGCAGACGGUAAAGGAUGACCGGGCUGGUGGAGUCGCAGGUGAUUAUCAACAGGGCAUCCGAUACAACCAGACCUUGCUCCUAGCACGAUUGAAACGGCUUGUUGGCUCUGAUGAGGCUAUGAAGCUGAUCAAAAAGUCACUGAAAAAGGCGAACUGCAACAAACAGACCAAUAUAUCUACUGAGAACACGAUUCCCAGAGCAGUCGAUAAGCCGUCGACGCCAGCAGCGGGCUUGACGGAGUCAACAAAACCGCCUUUUGAGGAAAUGCUCCAUUACGCCACCGCAAACAUGCCAGAAGAACAGCUGGAAGUAGAGGCAGUGUCACCACAGGACCGGCUGACAAGAGCCCUGACAGCUCUCCCAAACAACCGAACGCUCGUCCAUGAGUUGCUCAUAAAUAGGGAGUUCCGUAUUGAACAACGCCACUAUACUGAAGUUCGCCGGCAAAUAAUGCAGCAUGUUUGUGAUAUUAUGAGACGGGAGGUAGCUGCUGGCUUUGGUACCAAGUGGACCGUUGCUCUGGCCACUGUCAUCCAAGAUAGGCUACUCCGUUUCCUCAGGCAAGGGAACUCCUUACAUAACCUAAUCACUGAAGUCCUGGACCCUACCCACAUUGAAAACCAGUGCAACUCGGGCACUUUUUCAUACGACACCUUCUUUGAUUUCAUGGGCAACAUACUGUCUAAGUUGUGUGCUCCAUUCCGUGACAGUGUCGUGGAAGAGUUUGCAAAUGAUAAAUCCGGGGACGAAAUCGACCGCCUUUCACGCCUGAUGGGAAUCAUCGACCUUCUUUCGCUGGAUCAUACAAACUUUAUGCUCCAGGUGGUAUCGCCUCAGCUAAUUGAAGAAGGCCCGCAGUACGAACAACGUGCCUUCGAUAAUGAUCUAGAGAACGGGACAAUUACGCUUGAUAGGACUCGGGAAUUUUGGCAGCGGAAUUAUACGAUGUUUGGUGCAGAACCCCAGCCGGUCAUGGGCAAGAUUUACGCUCAGGGCAUGGUCGAUCUCGUUCUAAACAAUGCAGUUAUUCCCGAGGAACGUAUUCCGGAGACCCUUCACGCAGACCAUGGAAGACUAAGACAGCUUCGAUCUCAAGUCUUUAAGAUCGCUGCCACUGCUUCAAUUCUCCUCACUGCCAAGAACCUGCUCAAGCGUGACGUUCGCUCCCAGUGGAAGACCGAGGCAGACAGAAUUCUUGCCCUGGACUGGAACAAUAUCAAGGCUGAACGAAUUCAGUCAAUUAUUGAUUCUACCCACCCCAUGCCCACUGCGACUAGGUCUCAGCUUUUCCACACAAUCAAACGUGUCGUUGCGCCAGCUAUCGCGGCAACUAAUGCUGCCUCUGCUCUCGCCCCGUCAGGUUUAUCUGUGACCACGACCUUCCAGUCUUUCUCUGUCAGACCAUCUUCGGGCUCGUCAGAUGUCGGUUCUGAGCUCUCAAGUGGCGCGAUAUCUUUUACGGACCCCGUGGCUCGACUCAUGCUCACAAGGCUCCGAGCCCAUAUUCUGGCCCGUUUAAGCGCAACCAAUACAAGGGAACGCGUGAGAAUGACGACCACGGCAAGCCAAGGCCUUGCAGGUGCUGGAAUGCCUGAGUUCGUCAGUGAAGUAGGAAAAGUUGUCGAGAGCCUCGACAAGAUCCGAGAGGUGGAUUGGCUAUGUCAUUCACUUGUCCAUGAGAAGAUCUGGCAAGAAAUCACCGUCAACUUGCCAUGA